CACCGCCUCAGAACUCAGAUGGCGAAAUGGAAAUUCCUAAAGGUGAUUCACAAUUUGCAUCUCAUUUGAAAGCAUCUGAGGCUGUCAGUUCUUUUGCUAGAUCAAAAACUCUUCGCGAGCAACGAGAGUUUUUGCCAGCUUUUGCAGUCCGCGAAGAACUGUUGAGAAUAAUUAGAGAUAACCAAGAAACUGGUUCUGGUAAAACAACACAAUUGACACAGUACCUUUACGAAGAUGGAUAUAGCAAUUAUGGCACUAUAGGUUGUACGCAACCUCGUCGUGUUGCUGCCAUGUCUGUUGCGAAACGUGUUAGUGAAGAAAUGGAGUGUAAACUGGGAACGACUGUGGGAUAUGCUAUUCGUUUUGAAGAUUGUACUUCUGAAAGUACAGUAAUAAAGUGUGAGUGA
Dentiscutata heterogama is the source of this 407-nucleotide messenger RNA. The record is from the annotation of a GenBank genome assembly. Lineage: Eukaryota; Fungi; Glomeromycota; Glomeromycetes; Diversisporales; Gigasporaceae.